Mycosarcoma maydis (corn smut) is the source of this 1299-nucleotide messenger RNA. Its product is annotated as transcription factor IIF subunit TFG2. Gene Ontology annotation, biological process: transcription initiation at RNA polymerase II promoter; transcription by RNA polymerase II. The record is from RefSeq and is a predicted model, not a curated record. The transcript has a single exon. NCBI's taxonomy places the organism in Eukaryota, Fungi, Basidiomycota, Ustilaginomycetes, Ustilaginales. Bases 1 to 1299 code for a protein of 432 amino acids. Gene Ontology annotation, cellular component: transcription factor TFIIF complex.
AUGUCGAACUACGAAGAUGACAUUGAACCUAUCGCCGAUCCGAUCGACGCAUCCUCGUCCACUUCUCUCGGAAAACGUCCACGCACCAACCAAGACGACUCCAACUCUGCCACUGUCGAUGCAUCGGAAGCAUACUCGCGUCUGUCACCGGAACCUGACGAGGAUCUGAACCUGGCGGAAGGCAAGCACCCGGUAUGGCUAGUCAAGAUUCCUAAGUUCCUGCUGCAGGCAUGGUCAGCGCUUCGUACGGAUGAUUUGAGAUUGGGAACGGUUCGCGUCUACGAUCCGGAUCACACGGGUCACCAACGUAUGGAGUUGUUGCUUCCGGAUCCACCAUCGCCAGCAGUACCGACCGAGCCGGGCAAACCGAAGAAUCCGAGGUGGGAUACGAUCCCGCGAGCGUACGAUCUCAAGUUGACCUCGGAUUCCGCUGCGACGUUGAAACGAAACAUUUAUGCGUUCAGAGAGAAGUUGGAGGAUGUUGAAGCUGCUGCAUCUGGGAGCCACAUGAAGAAGUCCGAAGACGAUUCGGACGAUACCGACGAUGACGGCAGUGGGCGAGCCAAAAAGCGCGGCAAAACGCGUCGGAUCACGGCGCUCUGUGGAACGGUGACAAACGAAGCAGCACUUCAACCUCAAAUCCGAACGUCGUCCAACCUCGACAUGAAACCGAGCAGCAGUAGCUCUUCAGGAAUCGGUGGAGGAGCACCCAUCUCAGACUCAUACCGCGAGCUGCUUCGACGACGUCGACUCGAAGCGUCUACACCGAAACGAACCAUCAAGAUGCUCGACUCCACCGAUACGGGACGCCACAACAUGCUCGUCGCCGGAGUCGGUGGCGGUUUGGCCAACUCACAGAAGUCGCGCUUCAAUGCGGCAAUUGCUUCCAAGCCUAGCAAGAGUGGCUCGGGUGGUGCGAGUUCAACCGAAAAGUUUGCACGUAUGCCCAAGAACGAGCUGUUGGAUAUGCUGUUCGGCCUGUUUGAAAGGUGGCAGUAUUGGUCGUUGAAAAAGUUGCGGACCGAGACGCAACAGCCGGAGAGUUAUCUAAAGGAGACACUGUUGGGCAUUGCUGAUCUGCACAAGAGAGGUCCGUACGUGGGAAACUGGAGUUUGAAGCCGGAAUACUCCAACAUGCGCAAGGAACAGGAGCAACAGCAACAGCAGCAACAGCAAGCUACUUCGAAAGCAGCAGGGGCGACACAGGCGAACAACGAGGACGAGGAGGACGAUUUCGGUGAGAACGAUGAUAGCGAUGAUGACGACGAUGACGAAGAGGAUUUUGACGAUGUAGAGUAA